Messenger RNA from Ceratotherium simum simum (southern white rhinoceros), 1844 nucleotides. It is a transcript of the gene OLFML3, whose product is annotated as olfactomedin like 3. The record is from RefSeq and is a predicted model, not a curated record. Gene Ontology annotation, biological process: signal transduction. NCBI's taxonomy places the organism in Eukaryota, Metazoa, Chordata, Mammalia, Perissodactyla, Rhinocerotidae.
GUGAGAGAGACCCAGAGAUCCAGAAAGAGAGGAGGCACCGCCCCCACCCCGCCUCCAAAGCUAACUCACGGGCUUGAGUGGAAGAGGCCGACUGCACACUACUGCACACUCGUUCUCCUCUGGCCCCACUCUCCCGCUGCCAUGGGGCCCUGCACUCCUCUUCUCAUCUUGUUCCUUUUGUCGUGGUCGGGACCCCUUCAAGGACAGCAGCACCACCUUGUGGAAUACAUGGAACGCCGACUAGCUGCCUUAGAGGAAAGGCUGGCCCAGUGCCAGGACCAGAGCAGUCGGCACGCUGCUGAGCUCCGGGACUUCAAGAACAAGAUGCUGCCGCUGCUGGAGGUGGCUGAGAAGGAGCGGGAGGCACUCAGAACUGAGGCUGACACCAUCUCGGGGAGAGUGGACCGUCUGGAGCGGGAGGUGGACUAUCUGGAGACCCAGAACCCAGCUCUACCCUGUGUAGAGGUUGAGGAGAAGGUGAGCGGAGGCCCUGGGACCAAAGGCAAGGGCAGAAGAAAUGAGAAGUAUGAUAUGGUGACAGACUGUGGCUACACAAUCUCUCAGGUGAGAUCAAUGAAGAUCCUGAAGCGGUUUGGUGGCCCAGCUGGUCUAUGGACCAAGGAUCCAAUGGGGCCAACAGAGAAGAUCUACGUGUUAGAUGGGACACAGAAUGACACAGCCUUUGUCUUCCCAAGGCUGCGUGACUUCACCCUUGCCAUGGCUGCCCGGAAAGCUUCCCGAGUCCGGGUGCCUUUCCCCUGGGUGGGCACGGGGCAGCUGGUAUAUGGUGGCUUUCUUUAUUAUGCCCGGAGGCCUCCUGGAGGACCUGGAGGGGGUAGUGAGUUGGAGAACACCUUGCAGCUCAUCAAAUUCCACCUGGCAAACCGAACGGUGGUGGACAGUUCAGUAUUCCCAGCAGAGGGUUUGAUCCCCCCGUACGGGCUGACAGCAGACACGUACAUUGACCUGGCAGCUGAUGAGGAGGGCCUUUGGGCUGUCUAUGCCACCCGGGAGGAUGACAGGCACUUGUGUCUGGCCAAGUUAGACCCUCAGACACUGGACACAGAGCAACAGUGGGACACACCAUGUCCCAGAGAGAAUGCUGAGGCUGCCUUUGUCAUCUGUGGGACCCUAUACGUUGUCUAUAACACCCGCCCUGCCAGUCGGGCCCGCAUCCAGUGCUCCUUUGAUGCCAGUGGCACCCUGACCCCUGAAAAGGCAGCACUCCCUUAUUUCCCCCGCCGAUAUGGUGCCCAUGCCAGCCUCCGCUAUAACCCCCGAGAGCGCCAGCUCUAUGCCUGGGAUGAUGGCUACCAGAUUGUCUAUAAGCUGGACAUGAGGAAGAAAGAGGAAGAAGUUUAAGGAGCUAGCCUUGGUUUUUGUAUCUCUUCCACCUCCAUACAUUUAUAUGCUCACUAAAUUUCCUGUUCCUCAUCCAAAUGUGAGCAAGUAGUGGUUCAAAUCCUGUCUUUUUAGCCAGUGGAAGCCAAAUUCUCAUAACCCCUUCAUUUCAUAUGGGACUCCAGAUCUUGAGUAAUCCUUUUCCAGCUAAAAGAAAGAAAACCCUGACUGUUCACUCCCUCUCUCCCGCCCCACGUCAACAAAUUUCAGGCCAGUCAAAGAGGACCCAGACCCAGAGCUCUGACCCUCCUAUGGGGGCAACCCCAGUGAACAGGCAACAGAAUAUUUCUUGCCUCAGUGUGAGUUGGAGAGAGAGAGGACUAGGAGAAAGAGACUUUCAACUCUGCCUCUCUCCCUUCUCCCUUCAGCGCCCUAAAGAAUGGGACUUUCUCCACAUCAUUUUGUAUUGCAACAUUUUGCAUUAAAAGGAAAAUCCACUGCUC